Messenger RNA from Cercospora beticola, 2472 nucleotides. Its product is annotated as Zn(II)2Cys6 transcription factor. Gene Ontology annotation, cellular component: nucleus. The record is from RefSeq and is a predicted model, not a curated record. Gene Ontology annotation, biological process: DNA-templated transcription. NCBI's taxonomy places the organism in Eukaryota, Fungi, Ascomycota, Dothideomycetes, Mycosphaerellales, Mycosphaerellaceae. Gene Ontology annotation, molecular function: zinc ion binding; DNA-binding transcription factor activity, RNA polymerase II-specific; DNA binding.
ACUAAACCAAGUUGUUUGCAUCUCUGCCCUGUGCAGCCGGCCCAGGGCAUUCUAUCUCUCCAAGCAAGAUGGGCGCAGGAUCAAGGUCGCUACGAGACAUUGAUAAAAGUGGAUGUUUCCCGCUUGUGAUUUCCCAUCUUGGCGACAAUGGCACCAACAUCAUCUAGCACAGCAUCCGCCAGUCGGCCAUAUCGAUCACACAAAGUUCCUGCAUGCGACUUGUGCCGACGCCGAAAGAUUCACUGCAAUGUUGACGUCCCUGGCCAAUCGUGUCGAUUUUGCAGGGAGCGUGACUUGACGUGCGAGUUCAGACAGAAGCGAGCGAGCGAUGCCGUGGAACAGCGCCCAGCUAAGCGUUCGAGAGCCAACCGCUCAGAGAACAGGAAUGUUCCUCAAGAGAUCUCUUCGAAAGGCAGCACUAUCGGCAUCACUCUCUCCAAACAGGGUGAGCGGUCACUGCCGGCCGACCUGUCUCCGGGGCAAAUUCAUGCCCAAGGAAUCUGUCUGAGAAAUGAGCAUCUAUCGCCGACAGUCUUGGGUCAAGGGACUACUACGCCAAGUGAAUCACUUGCACAGUUCCCAAGCGUCGCCGGCACAUCGCCGAAUGAAUCCUCGCUCAUGCUCAAUCCUCCAAUGGCGGAAGAUAUAGAAGUGCUUGAGCAUUAUCUUACCUCACAUGGUGCGGCAAGAUCGAUGGUAGCAAAGCCAUACAGUGUCAUAUCAACCGCGCCAGGUAAGCCCAUUGUAUAUCUGACAGUUCCAAGACGCCGGCAAGGGCUUCGUACAGAGAAUGAACCAGGCCAAAAACAGAGAGAGAUCAUGGAGAACGUACUGGGCAAGCUCCGCGAUCAUGUUGUAGAACUAUACUUCACUAAAAUGCAUCCUUGUUUCCCGAUAAUCGACGAGAAGACAUUCAAAGAGCUCUGGGUCCAAGACAGAACUCGAAUCUCAUCCCCGCUGCUCUGCGACAUCUAUGCUGCCGCAUUGCACUUCUGGCAUACAUCGCCAGAUUUGCAACCAUACCCGCAACCGGACCUCUCUUUCAUGUACAACCAGGCUGUUUCUGCUCUCCAAGAAGACUUCCUGGAGUCCACCAUCACCACGGUGCAUGCUGCACUGCUGGAUCUGGUAGGCAGACCUGUGAUGUCCAUUUCCGGUAACAUAAUCACGCUUGGACGUACUGUGACGCUUGCGCACAGUCUAGGCCUCCAUCGCAAUCCUGCGAAUUGGCGAGCGACAGAGCACGAGAAAAACGUACGCGUCCGGUUGUGGUGGGGAGUGUUGGUUCAUGACCAUUGGGCAAGUCUGGCUCAUGGAACUCCGCCACUGAUCCAAUCUCAGAACUGCGAUGUGCCAUUGCCUAACUUUGACACAGAAGAAAGUCACAUAAGCGACACUCAGUCUUCACAGUCCUUGUUUGUGCAGUUAUGCAAGCUUUCGCAGAUCCUGGGACAGUUGCUACCGUUCGUCUACACGCUCAAGAACGAUCCAGCUGACACAAUGCGGAGCUUGCGCCGCGUCGAAUGCUUGGUGGACGAUUGGGAAACAGAGUUACCAGCUUCUCUGCAGCAUGCAGGAUCCGGAGAUUGUCUAACGAACGGAGUUAGCAAUCUUCGCUUCUGCCAUUUGACGAUCAAGCUGCUCCUGUGUCGUAUUGCUUUCAAGACCACCACGUCGGAUGUGAGCGCAAGCCCAGCAGAAGCUCGUCCCUACCGCUUAGGCAUGCUGCGCGAGGCUGCGUUCCUUCUUAUUGACUUUGUGACAGCAUUAACACAAACACAGCUCAGCGAGUUCUGGUUGCCUUAUACUGCACAUCUCCUGGUGACGGCAGCUACUAUCACUCUGCGAUGCCUUCUGGAAUCUACAGACACAAUCACCAAACGUACAUGCGUGGAGAAAUUGGCUCAAUUCAGAGAUCGUUUGCAAAAAGCGAAGGCAGAGUCGAAUUGGGACCUCGCCGACUUCUGUCUCGAGAGGUGUGCAGAGCCCAUUGAUAAGAUCUGCGCAUCAAUGCGAGACGUACUGCCGGUAGCCGUACCUGCGUCGAAGGAGAGAGGGACCGCCACAAGCUCGCAGCAGUCGGAGCUCGAGGAUGCUGCGCUGGACUUCGACUUUGCGAGCUGGAGCUCGGAUUUCCUUCUUCCAGUGGACAAUUUUGACUAUCCUUUUGAUGCGCUUUGGAGUGUUCCAGGCUGAGCGUAGACGCGUUUCUGGACUUCAAUCGUUCUCCGGGCACCAAACACGCAGGAAGAGGCUCUUGCAACACACUGCGAAGAAGUUCUGAGACGGUCUGGAUCCGCAUCGAGGAAUGACGAGUGCUUAGAGCAUUACCGACGCUUCCAGUAUAAGUUAGGAGACGACAUUAGCGGACUCUUGUCACUCAGAAUUGCGAUCCGAAGAUUUCAACCAAGGACUCGAAGCCCACAGGAAACCCAAGGUCAGAUCAGGAACCGUCUGGGCAAAGCACCAAUU